UUGUUUCCAUUGCCAGGAGGUUUCAGUUGUUUUUCCUUGCAUUUUUCAGUUUUCAGUUUAUGGUUUCUUGUUCAUUUUGCAUCACAUAGAAGCUUAAGGUUAUUUUACUGAGUAGCUCUCAUGGAUAAUGGUAGUGCUAAUGUAAAAAUUGUAUCUAAAUAUUGGAAUACAGGUUACUACCAUCCAAUUGAAUGGCACUAACUAUUUGUUGUGGGCACAAGCCUUUAUGGUUGCUUUUGGGGGAAAGAAAAAAGCUUAAGUUUAUUCAAGAUUUACCACCAAAGAAGGAUGAUAAUGGCUAUGAUGAGUGGGUGUCAGACAAUGCAUUGGUUAUUACUUGGUUGUGGAAAAAGGUAGUUCAUGUGGUUGUGGUCCCAUUGGUAGGGGUCACUUUAGUUCAUCUGGGGCCUUCAGUGGUAGAGAGCAUGGUCAAGGCCAUACAAAGUUUCGAGAUCAGGCCCGAGGUCGAUGUACUCACUGUGGUGGUGAUAGACAUAUUGUGGACAAGUGCUAUGAUCUCAAUGGUUAACAAUGGGAGAAUCGGGGAAAUCAAGUUAUCACUUCUGAGAUAG
Ilex paraguariensis (yerba mate) is the source of this 572-nucleotide messenger RNA. NCBI's taxonomy places the organism in Eukaryota, Viridiplantae, Streptophyta, Magnoliopsida, Aquifoliales, Aquifoliaceae. The record is from the annotation of a GenBank genome assembly.